Zingiber officinale is the source of this 2192-nucleotide messenger RNA. RefSeq names its product probable protein S-acyltransferase 23. Bases 108 to 1760 code for a protein of 550 amino acids. Gene Ontology annotation, cellular component: Golgi membrane. The transcript is spliced from 13 exons. Gene Ontology annotation, biological process: protein palmitoylation. The record is from RefSeq and is a predicted model, not a curated record. Lineage: Eukaryota; Viridiplantae; Streptophyta; Magnoliopsida; Zingiberales; Zingiberaceae. Gene Ontology annotation, molecular function: palmitoyltransferase activity; protein binding.
CCUGAUUCCCCACCACUCUUCGCCACUGUGUCGCCUCCCCCUCCCGAUUCGCUCCUCUUGGGAGAUCCCUCAAUCUCCCGAUUUGAUCCUUUGUUCGACGUCGUUACAUGGCGGAGAUCGAUGUGAUCGUCGACUCCAAAUCCGAGCACGGCGUCCGUGAUCCUCACGCUAGUUCGGCCUCUCCGAACACCGAGCUCGUCGUCGACGUCUGCUCCGCGUGCGCCUACGGCGACCUCGAGAAGCUCCGGGGCUUCGUGGAGAGAGACGGGCAGUCCGUGUCUACCCCUGAUCGGAAUGGGUACUACGCCAUCCAGUGGGCUGCCCUCAACAAUUUUCCUAACGUGGUUCUGUAUGUAAUCGAGCACGGGGGAGAUGUAAACGCUAGUGACCACAGGAAGCAAACGGCUCUGCAUUGGGCCGCAGUAAAUGGGUCUAUUCCCGUGGCAGAUGUAUUGUUGCAGAAUGGAGCUCGGGUUGAGGCGGUUGACAUUAGUGGUUACCGGGCAGUUCAUGUUGCAGCACAGUAUGGACAAACAUCAUUCUUGAAUCGCAUUAUUGCCAAGUAUGGUGCCGACCAUGAUGCCACAGAUAAUGAUGGGAGAAGUCCACUUCAUUGGGCUGCUUAUAAGGGAUAUACAGAUGUUAUCAGGCUACUUCUUUUCAGAAAUGCAUACCAAGGGAAGCAAGAUGGAAAUGGCUGUACGCCUUUGCAUUGGGCUGCAUUGAGUGGCAAUCUGGAGGGAUGUACUGUGCUUGUGCAUGCAGGCAAUAAGAGAGAAUUAGUGGUGAAGGAUAGAAAUGGCUUCACUCCUGCCAACCUUGCUGCCAACAGGGGUUAUCGACAUGUCGCAUACAUUCUUAGUAAUGCAGGAAAAACAAGAGGCAAUUUUUGUAAAGGCAGGAUGUUUUCUGGAACAACUGGAACAGUUGGAUAUGCUCCUAUCCUUCUGUUUUUGAUAAUCAUUUUAGUCAUUCUCUUCAUAAAUUCCAUUAUGUUAGGACCUGGUUUUCCUGAGGCUACUACAGUUGUUUUGCUUUCGGGAUGGAUUGGUGUAUCUUUGGCACUUAGUUCUCUAAUAAUGUUUUAUAGAUGCAGCAGCAAGGAUCCAGGUUAUAUCAAACCUAACUCAGGAAAAUCUGAAACUCGUGAAAGUGAUCCUCUGUUGGACAUUGACUUCAACAACUCUACUUGGACAGGAAGUUGGUCUCAACUCUGCCCUACAUGUAAGAUAAUCCGACCUGUUCGGUCUAAGCACUGUCCUCAAUGUAAGCACUGUGUGGAGCAGUUCGAUCAUCACUGUCCUUGGAUAUCCAAUUGCGUUGGUAAGAAUAACAGAUGGGACUUUUUUGUUUUUGUCUUUAUGGGAGCAUUGACAUCGUCCAUUGGUGCUGCCGUUGCUAUGCACAGGUUAUGGACAUGGUCACCGCAGAUUCCCUCAUCUGAGACAUGGAUGCAUCUUGUCAUGCUUGAACAUCCUGGUGCUGUUUCAUUCAUGGUGAUGGAUGUUAUUUUGCUAUCUGGAACUCUGACUUUGACGGUGACACAGGCAUACCAGGUAGCUCGAAAUAUCACAACCAACGAGUUAGCAAAUUCUGCUCGGUAUUCUUAUCUUCGGGGUGCGGAUGGCCAUUUCCGCAAUCCUUAUAAUCACGGAUGCCAUAAGAACUGCUCAGAUUUCCUUAUUCGUGGGUACAUUGAUGAUGAAAUAGCUUGGCCGUCGCUCCAACAAGCUGUACCGCAUAAGCAUACAAAAAUAUGAGAUUCAAUUAUCACACAGCCACAUCUUCUUACCCUUCAUUCUCGUCUUCACAACUCCCUUGGCACGUCAGUAGGUGCCAUCGAGUAUCUCUAUCUUCUAAACUUAAUACUUGAAAGACUGGGUUGAGUGUAUAAGCUGCUGUUGCUCUGGUGGAUGUUUCAGGGACUACUUUCACACCAGGUUCUACGAUAAGAGGGGGAAGUGAAUUCUGGAGCAGCUCCAGUAUUUAUAGCUAACUUGUAUUUUUAUGAUGCAAUAAUUAAUAUUGGUUGUAAAUCAAGAAAAUAUAAGAUCACAGCACGUCACGUUGAAUAUUCCGUAUAGCAAAAGUGAUCAGUUGUAUGGUGUGCAAGGAGACUGAUUCGGAAUAGUAUCAAGUGGUGAAUAAUAAACAAUCUAAAGUUGCAGUUAAAAUGCCUAUGUUUUCAUGCA